Olea europaea var. sylvestris is the source of this 1887-nucleotide messenger RNA. RefSeq names its product beta-fructofuranosidase, insoluble isoenzyme 1-like. Gene Ontology annotation, molecular function: hydrolase activity, hydrolyzing O-glycosyl compounds. The transcript has a single exon. Bases 196 to 1740 code for a protein of 514 amino acids. Gene Ontology annotation, biological process: carbohydrate metabolic process. Lineage: Eukaryota; Viridiplantae; Streptophyta; Magnoliopsida; Lamiales; Oleaceae. The record is from RefSeq and is a predicted model, not a curated record.
GGGUUCGAAAAAAGUUUUCUUCCGGCUUUGCCAUUUUUCUUUCUAUGUUCUUUGUUAUUAAACAAUGGAGUAGAAGCAUCCCACAAAGUUUACGUGCAUUUACAAUCCAUUUCUGCCGAAACCGUCAAGGACUUGCAUAGAACUGGCUACCAUUUUCAACCCACAAAGCAUUGGAUCAAUGAUCCAAAUGGUCCAAUGUAUUUCAAUGGAGUAUAUCAUUUGUUCUAUCAGUACAAUCCUAAAGGUGCUGUGUGGGGUAAUAUUGUUUGGGCGCAUUCCGUGUCUAAGGAUUUGAUCAACUGGGAAAGAUUAGAGCCCGCAAUUUUCCCAUCAAAACCAUUUGAUAAAUAUGGGUGUUGGUCUGGAUCAGCCACAGUCCUCCCUGGAAACAAGCCUGUGAUUCUCUACAGUGGAAUCAUCGACGAAAAUAAAACACAGGUUCAAAACUAUGCAGUGCCUGAGAAUAUUUCUGAUCCAUAUCUCGUGAAGUGGAACAAACCAGAUAACAAUCCAUUGAUCGUAGCUGAUAAACACGUCAACAAAACUGCAUUCCGAGACCCUACGACAGCAUGGUUGGGCAAAGAUGGUCAAUGGAGAAUCACUAUUGGCAGUAGGAAGAAGGAAAAAGGGAUUUCAUUAUUGUACAAGAGUAAAGAUUUCAUGAAAUGGACUAAGGUGAAAAAGCCAUUGCACUCUGUUCAAGGAACUGGAAAUUGGGAAUGUCCAGAUUUUUUCCCCGUCUCAAAGCAUGGUACGAAAGAGUUAGACACUUCUGUUAUAGAAGGGGAUAUUAAGCAUGUAAUGAAGAUUAGCCUCGAUGCUACUCGAUAUGAUUAUUACACUUUAGGUACGUAUGACACAGAAAAAGACAGGUACAUUCCUGAUAAAGACAUGGUUGAUGGAUGGAAGGGCUUGAGGUAUGAUUAUGGCAAUUUUUACGCUUCCAAAUCGUUCUUCGAUCCUGCUAAGAAUCGAAGAAUCUUGUGGGGUUGGGCAAAUGAAUCCGAUCCAGUUGACGAUGAUGCGAGAAAGGGAUGGGCCGGAAUCCAGCUUAUUCCACGUACCAUUGUGCUCGAUCCCAAUGGCAAGCAAUUGUUACAAUGGCCCGUUGAAGAAUUGGAAACUCUUAGAGGAAAGAAGGUAGAAUGGUCCGAUAAGAAGCUCGAGAAGAAUGAUCGCAUCCAAAUUGAAGGAAUAUCAGCUGCUCAGGCUGAUGUUGAGGUGACAUUUACAUUUAAAAGCUUGGACAAGGCGGAGCCAUUUGAUCCUAGCUGGGAUAGAUAUGACGCCGAGAAGCUUUGCGGCCAGAAGGGAUCGACCGUUCAAGGCGGGCUCGGACCAUUUGGACUAUUAACACUGGCUUCAGAAAAUCUAGAAGAAUACACUCCAGUCUUUUUCAGGAUUUUCCAGGAUAAAGAGGACAAAUAUGUAGUUCUCAUGUGUUCUGAUGCAUCCAAGUCCUCGUUAGAGGACAAGGAAAAUAUGUAUAAACCGUCUUUUGCAGGCUUUGUCGACGUCGACCUAACAGACAAGAAGCUUUCUCUAAGGAGUUUGAUUGAUCAUUCCGUGGUGGAAAGUUUUGGUGCUAAAGGAAAAACAUGCAUUACAUCUAGGGUUUAUCCCACUAUUGCAAAAUACACUCAUGCUCAUUUAUAUGCAUUCAACAAUGGGACUGAGACUAUUGAAAUUGAGAGCUUGAAUGCUUGGAGCAUGAAAAAUCCCCAGCUGAUGAACCAGUGAGAGAUGAGCUACAAAGGAGAAAUUAAGAGAGAGAACCCAUGAUUUUUUUCUCAGCACAAUUCUUUAUUUUUUGUUUUUUAAAUUGGAUACACCUCUAUUAUUAUUAUUUCAUUUUCCAUUAUAGUAUAAAUGCACCGAUAUUCUUUU